Chara braunii is the source of this 980-nucleotide messenger RNA. NCBI's taxonomy places the organism in Eukaryota, Viridiplantae, Streptophyta, Charophyceae, Charales, Characeae. The record is from the annotation of a GenBank genome assembly.
AAUCGUGCAGGUUUUUUAAUUUUUAAUUUUAUUAUUUUAUCUCUUUUUGGGAGGGGGAACAGGGGCGUAUGACAGGAAGAUGGGAUAUGGCAAGGAGAGGGGGAUAUGGAGAGGAGGAAGAGGAUGUGGACGAGAAGGACGACGAGGAUAGCGAGGACGACGAGGGGGAGGAGUCGAGAUAAGAGAUGGACGGAGGGAAAAGAGGAAGGGCAGGAGGAGGAGGACGAGUGGGAGGAGGAGGAAACAUGGACGGCGAGGAAGGGGAGGACACGAGGAGGCAUGGAAGAUGAGGAAGUACGACGAGGAGACAAGGAGGAUGAGGAAGGGCAGGAGGAGGAGGAUGAACAGGAGGAGGAGGAGGAGGAGACGAAAAGGAGAAGGGAGGAGGAGACAUGGAGGAUGAGGAAGGGGAGGAGGAGCAAGCAGGAGGCGAGUCCGAAGAGGAGCCCGAAGCAGCCGAGUCCGAAGGUCUCACCUGCGAGCACGAGGAUCGGGAAAGGACAAAAGAAGAUAAGAAAAACUUCAAGAAGACAUCAGACGAAAAGGAAGAACAUGCGACAAAGCUACGACUCUAGCACAACGGAGACGAGUGAAGAAGAAAGCACGACAUCGGGGGAAUCAAGUGAGGACACAAAUGGCGAAGCUAUGAGGCUGGUGAGAACAAUCAGAGAAGAAAAGAAGCUGGAGGCAUCCACGAACAAGAAGCAGGUGAAAGAGAAGAAGAAAAAGGAGGUCAAUGUGAAAUCAACUUAUGAACGAGAAGAGUGUUUGGAGAAGAGAAGCGAUGUAACGAUGGGUACACUACAUGAGCCAAAGACACCAUUGUCUGGAGAGUUUAAAGGCAUAGCUGCGGGAUGCUCACAGCAAGGCAUGGUGGAAUACACGCUCACUGUGAUGAAAGAACUGUCGAAGAAAUCUAGUCAAAAAGAAAGGACGAUAUGAUCGGUGAACUGGUGAAAAGAUAAACGGACCAUGCUUAU